AUGGCCUGGCUCGUGUUUGCCCUGCUCGGAUUCAUUGCGUGUCCCUUAGCAGCACUGGGGCUCUACAUCGACACCCAGCAUGGCUACUUGGAUCCACCAUGGCAGGUGUUGGUAGCUGGUACUGCGAUAUCCAUGGCUACAUUCCUGUCCGGCCUACUGAACCCACUGUGGCUAAGGGCGGCAUUCAGCACAAGCAUCCGGAUAGCUGGGCUGCCCAGAUACCGGCGGCGCAUACAGUUUCUGUCGGCUGGCCGGCUUGCGGUAGCAGUUGGGUUCUUUUGCAGGCGACCAUCGCGAGACCUUGCCAUUGGGUUAGGUAUAGUCGACACUUGCAUGUUUGUCUACGCGUUCUGGGCGCUUGAGAUUGCCACUGAUGAGGCCACUGCUAAGACAGCUGACAGCGACACCCCUCUUGAGCGUGCCCGCAAAACCGACGAGGCAACCAGCUCGAUGGGUGAGCUUUCUCUGGGCGAGUCAGUUGUAAAUCGCGACCAGAACGACAGCCUUCGUGGAACUGCCUUUGCCGGUCUGCAUGGAGAUCGUAGGCCUGGCGACUGGGUGUCACAGGGCAGAAACAUGGCCCACCGGACAGCUACAGAGAGCAGCGGUGGCAGCGCUGUAGGCGACGAACUCGCCUCCAUGUUUGGCCUGGAGUCGCUGGCUGUGGGGGGCCGCUCGCGACCUGUACCAGCGACGGUGGUGGCUGCUCAGAGUAUGGAUGUAGACACCUCUGAUGCUGACCUUGGCCGUGGUCCUAGACUACGGCCUGCAGACCCCUCAGGCAACUAUCGGCCAUUCGAAUCGACUCAUUUCCAGUCACAAGACACUGGGCUUGAGUCAAAGAUGCGAGGAUUUUCAAUCAACGAGGACGAUGACGAGGAUGUUGACAUGGAGCCAGCUGCAACCGAGGCGAGCCGUGGCCGCCCACGGUCGAACAACGCCAUGGAAACCGCUGGCAUGGACGGCCAGCUGCUGCGGGUAUACCGUGGUAUCUUUGGAUCCAAGAUGUUCGCCUCCGCCUUCACACUAGUGGGUUGGCUGAACAAGGAACCGCUGGCCAUGGGAGGGGCAUCAUGCUGGAUAUCCCGGAUCCUACUUAGCAUGGAGCUGUUCAUCUCUGCAAUCCAGCGGCCGGUACGGGCAGCCGAUUCACAAAAGACACGCCAACUAGCGCGCGUCCUGCUUGUGUUCCUGGUGACACUGCCUGUGGUGUUCACGACGCUGUCGAUGGAUCAAUGUCGCUGGAUUCGAUGGCGAGUGCGUGGCCCCUGUGGCCAAGCGCAAAGAGCGUGUUCAUCCAUAUGGCGUGGCAGCAGGUUCCGCAGUGGUCUGACACCUUGCUUGAGUCACGCAGACCCAACGCCGCCGAACAGCUGCUG
This is a messenger RNA of Linderina pennispora, 1379 nucleotides long. RefSeq lists its product as uncharacterized. Lineage: Eukaryota; Fungi; Kickxellomycota; Kickxellomycetes; Kickxellales; Kickxellaceae. The record is from RefSeq and is a predicted model, not a curated record. The annotation marks the transcript as partial. The transcript has 2 exons.